This is a messenger RNA of Monopterus albus (swamp eel), 3497 nucleotides long. RefSeq names its product dynamin-1-like protein. The transcript has 18 exons. Gene Ontology annotation, molecular function: GTPase activity; GTP binding; microtubule binding. Gene Ontology annotation, biological process: endocytosis; mitochondrial fission; peroxisome fission. The record is from RefSeq and is a predicted model, not a curated record. The coding region runs from base 222 to 2243 and encodes 673 amino acids. Lineage: Eukaryota; Metazoa; Chordata; Actinopteri; Synbranchiformes; Synbranchidae. Gene Ontology annotation, cellular component: microtubule; membrane; cytoplasm.
CAAUCGCAUUGAUUGAGAGAAAUAGGGGUACCGCAUAUGUAGUACAUGACUGCACUACCGCAUAUGUAGUACAUGACUGCACUGACUGUUAUUUCUUUUGCUGCUAAUGUCGGAUAUGAAUUCGGGUAGAAUGGGGUGCUUUUGACGUUUGCACCUUUUCUGCAAGGAGUGGUAUACUUUACUGAACAUCGGCAAGUAAGUCUGUCCAGUUUAUUGAAAGGAUGGAAACCCUGAUUCCCACCAUCAACCGGCUGCAGGAGGUGUUUCUUACAGUGGGCGCAGAGAUCGUACAGCUGCCACAGAUAGUCGUGGUCGGAUCUCAGAGCAGUGGGAAGAGCUCUGUGCUGGAGAGCCUGGUUGGACGGGAUUUCUUGCCUCGGGGAUCAGGAAUAGUCACAAGACGACCCCUGGUGUUGCAGCUUAUCAAUGUCCCCCCUCUGCAGGAGAGACUGAAGCUGGAGAAUGGAAACGGGGUAAAACAAAACACCCAAAACAGAUAUCCAGGGGUCAAGGCUGAAGAAUGGGGCACAUUCUUACACUGCAAGAACCAGAUCUUCACAGAUUUUCAGGAAAUUUGUCGUGAAAUUGAAGCAGAGACCGAACGCACUUCAGGUGACAACAAGGGAAUCAGUCCGGAGCCCAUAUACUUGAAGAUUUUCUCCUCCAAAGUUCUUAAUCUAACUCUGGUUGAUUUACCUGGAAUUACUAAGGUUCCUGUCGGGGACCAGCCAGAAGACAUUGAGGCUCAAGUGCAAGAGAUGAUCUUGUCCUUCAUCUCCAAUCCGAACUCCCUCAUUCUCGUGGUGUCCCCUGCCAACUAUGACUUGGCCACCUCUGAUGCACUGAAAUUGGCACGUGAAGUCGAUCCAGAUGGUCGUCGGACACUGCUGGUGGUCAGUAAGCUGGAUCUGAUGGAUGCAGGGACUGAUGCUCUGGAGGUGCUUCUGGGUAGAGUCAUCCCAGUCAGGCUCGGCAUUAUUGGGGUGGUUAACAGGAGCCAACAUGACAUCAAUACCCAGAAGAGCCUGGAGGACUCAAUGAGGGAUGAGCAGGCCUUCCUGCAGCGCCACUACCCCUCACUUGCCUCCCGUGCCGGAUCACGCUAUCUGGCCAAAACUCUCAGCAGACUGCUCAUGCACCACAUCCGGGACUGCCUGCCAGACCUCAAAACCCGAGUGACCGUGCUGAGUGCCCAGUACCAGGCACAGCUCAACAGCUAUGGCCAGCCAGUAGAGGACCACAGCGCCACCCUGCUGCAGAUAGUCACCAAGUUUGCCAGUGAUUACUGCAACACCAUCGAAGGAACAGCCAGGCACAUCCAAACCUCAGAGCUCUGUGGCGGUGCUCGCAUCUGUUACAUAUUCCAUGAGACCUUUGGCCGCACUUUGCAGUCCAUCGACCCCCUUGGGGGUCUGACUGAGCUCGAUAUCCUCACAGCCAUUCGCAAUGCUACGGGUCCACGGCCAGCUCUCUUUGUACCAGAGGUGUCCUUUGAGUUGCUUGUGAAGCGGCAAAUUAAACGUCUGGAAGAGCCCAGCCUGCGCUGUGUAGAGCUUGUUCAUGAAGAGAUGCAGAGGAUCAUCCAGCAUUGCUCAUCUUUCAGCACACAGGAGCUUCUGCGAUUUCCCAAACUGCAUGAUUCCAUUGUGGAAGUAGUGACUGGAUUACUGAGGAAGCGCUUGCCGAUUACGAAUGAGAUGGUGCACAAUUUAGUAGCAAUAGAGCUUGCUUACAUCAACACGAAGCAUCCAGACUUCACAGAUGCAGCGCAGGUCUCGGCAUCUGUCAACAGUCAGCAGGCCGAGGCCCUUGAUGGAGGGAAGCGCUGGAAGAAUGAGAAGGUUGCGGAAGAGAAAGCCCCAGCUGGAGGAUUUGGCAGCCCCAGCAAAGGCCAGGCUGUUAACCUCCUAGACACAGCGGUGCCUGUAUCCCGCAAGCUGAGCACGAGGGAGCAGAGGGACUGCGAGGUCAUCCAGCGCCUCAUCAAGUGCUACUUCCUCAUUGUCCGCAAAAGCAUCCAAGACAGUGUGCCCAAGACAGUGAUGCACUUCUUGGUGAACUUUGUGAAAGAGCAUCUGCAGAGUGAGCUGGUGGGUCAGCUUUACAAACAGCCACUGCUACAGGAGCUGCUCAUUGAGUCACAGGACACGGCACAGCAGCGGACUGAGGUUGCUCUAAUGCUUGAGGCACUCAAAAAGGCCAAUAACAUCAUCUGUGAAAUCCGAGAGACUCAUCUGUGGUAGCCAGAGGACACAAACAAGUUCCCUUAUUCCCUUGUGACAGGACAGCUUUGAGAGUAUGAGAGUGUAUGUGAUUUGAAGCCAGAGAGUGUGGGCCUGUUUCUAUAUGUGUGGCGCUACCAUUGUUUUGUCAUGGACCAACGACCAUAGCACAUUUAGAUCUACUCUGUCCUAUCAGCUGUCCAUUUGAACAGUGCUUUUCACUGUGAACGUUAUAUAGUGAUAGAAAUUAAUUAAACACUCAGGAUGAAAGUCUUAUUGCAAAGUUGAAAUGUGAAAGACACAGCUGCGAACAAAAUCUUUUUUCAUCAGUUUUGUGAUAUAAUGUUUUGGGUCAUAUGAUUCUUGCUCUAAAUUAUAUGUGGAAUAUUUAGGCUUCUCUUCAGGGCAGGCUUUGGAUCAAAAUGUGUUCACACUGUACAUUUCCACAUAGAAGCCGGGCUUCCUUCGAGUCCCGUCAGCAGGUGCUAAAACCUAUGUUGGAUUAGACGUGUUCCAGCUUUAAUCCUCGUUGCUGGAGCCGUCACCAGAGAUAUAAAUGAAGUGAAAAUACAACUCAAUCAGUGCUCACUGCAGUGCAACACUAAAGACAGACCAUGGUCUUACACAGAAAUUACAGGAUGACUGCAGAUUGGUUUUUCUGGCUCUGUUGAGCUAAUCAAUAUCAGGUUUAUUUUCCAGAGUCAGAUUUACAUAUCAGCCCAUUUAUACUGUUAACCACUGCACUUACUUGCCAGUUAUGUGUUUUCCUUAACAUGGAGACCAAACAUUCCUGACAGACGCCUCCCUCUGUCUGUGUGGGGGUUUGAGGAGGCUACUACAUAGGGGUGGAUGGAUACUAUGUGCUGUCUAAUACUAUACUAUUGGGGAAUUUUUUAAUUAUUAAAAAUUUUCAAAAAAAUUGUAAGGAGAUAAAAUUAUAAGGGUCGUUUUAUUAGACUUUAGGUCCAGGUGGUAUAACUGAAAUGUUUUGUAGCUUCUCUUAACUUCCCCAAAGUAAUCAUUCACUGUUAAUGGUACAGAGAGAUAAGCCUCUUCUAGAUUCCCAACCCUUUGCCUCCUGCAUGCAGUCUUUGGUACACUGUAAACCUGUGUCUGUUAACCAGAGCCAUUUGCUUUUGUGCCAGUAAUCAUGUGUAACAUUAUUUAUUGUGUAAAAAUAUUCAUUUUUUCCAUCUGCUGUUUCUGACUUGGGUUGUUGUUCUGGCAGGGUCCUCCCUCAAGUGCUUUAGCAAUUAAUGUGGAUCUCUUUCUGUA